Molecule: messenger RNA, 1068 nt
Organism: Toxorhynchites rutilus septentrionalis
Lineage: Eukaryota; Metazoa; Arthropoda; Insecta; Diptera; Culicidae
Exons: 3
Coding region: 100-1068 (322 amino acids)
Source: RefSeq, a predicted model, not a curated record
ACGGUGCCCCAGUACUACCAUAGAGUGGAUGAGCCUAGAGGACAAGAGCCGGCAGAGGAUCAACAACGAGGUCAAUUAAAGAACGAAUUGGCUUUCCACAUGGAUGCAGCAGUGACCCAGUUUUACGGAACGGACCCCUUAACCCGACACAAGAUUCCGAAGUUGCAGUAUUCCCACCGACUAACGAGUGCCGUCCAAGUACUCGACCAGGAAGUACUACCUGUGUACCUGGAAGUGGUAGAGAAUCUAGAGGAGCUGCAAUUUAUCGUUUAUUGUGGAACUGUAGCUGUUGUACGGACGUUAGGAAUGCGCACCUUUCACCAAGACGAUAGACAGAACCGCGUACUCUCCAAAAAACCGAAACCUGCUUGGAUGAGACGCCUGGAAGGUCGUAUCCAAACGCUCCGAGUAAAAAUCGGUCGACUAACGCAGUACAAGAGGGGAAGUCGAUCGCGAAAGCUGAUUCGUGGAGUUGCUGAAAUUGUGAAGCCGGCAGAGCUCUCUGAUCUUAAUGAAAACCGCAUCAUUGAGAUCCUCGACACCCAUGUACAACGGUUGAGUGCUCUAUCAAAAAGGUUAAGACGUUAUACGGAAUGUACGAAAAGGCAUGCGGAUAAUCGUAUGUUCAGUAUGAACGAAAGGGAGUUCUACAGCCGCAUCAAAAAGAAACGCAAUAAUUACGAUGGUGGUCUUCCUGAGAUUGACGAAGUUACCCAGUUUUGGUCAGGCUUAUGGGAGAACCCUAUUCAACACCGAAGUAACAGGAUGUGGCUGGCAGAAGAAGAGGAAUAUGGAAACGGACUUGAAGCAAUGCCUGCCGUUAUGGUAACCGCCCAUGAUAUCAACGAAGCCAUUCGAUAUUCCAGGAAUUGGGCUGCGCCAGGACCAGAUUUCGUGCACAAUUUCUGGUACAAAAAGUUUUCUUCAACUCAUGGGCGAAUGGCAGAGUGCUUCAAUAAGGGGAAUUACUCAUCUGAUGCCAAAGGAUCAAGACACAGCGAAUGCGGCGAAGUACAGGCCAAUAACAUGUCUAACGAGCCUGUACAAGCUACUUACGUCGGUGAUUAA